Messenger RNA from Homalodisca vitripennis (glassy-winged sharpshooter), 2652 nucleotides. Its product is annotated as UDP-glucosyltransferase 2-like. Bases 216 to 1760 code for a protein of 514 amino acids. Gene Ontology annotation, molecular function: UDP-glycosyltransferase activity. The record is from RefSeq and is a predicted model, not a curated record. NCBI's taxonomy places the organism in Eukaryota, Metazoa, Arthropoda, Insecta, Hemiptera, Cicadellidae. The transcript has 5 exons.
UAAAUUCCAUUGAUUAAGUAGUAAGUUAUCCAGUAGUUAGGUUUGGUUUUACGAAUAUCCAACUUCAUCAAAAGUUCAAGUGACAAAGGAAAGCUGAUGCAAGUGCUGAGUGAAGUGCUUAGUUUUUGAUGAGUAAGGAUAUGGAUAGUCGAAUGAACUGUUUAGAACAUGAGACAGAGUCAUAGUGAGGCUGUUCCGGUGUUCAUUGCCUUGAGAUGUUCGUUCCUGUUAUGCUGGUAAUAGUAACGUUCACAUCAAUAUGUAACGGAGCCAACAUCUUAGCUCUACUUCCUGUCAACUGUCGUAGCCAUUUCUUGGUAAUGGAACCUCUACUUCUGGAACUCCAUCAGAGAGGCCACCGUCUCACCGUAGUAUCCAGCUUCCCUCAGAAAACAACGAUGGAAAAUUACACGGACAUCGACUUUUCUCCUCAAAUUCCACCGCUUAUUAGUGUUUUCACUCCAGAAGUUCUGAGAGAGAAAACCUCAAACGUUAUAAAAUCCGCCUUAUUUAUUACUGAAAUUCACAUGACUAUUUGUGAACAGUUAAUUAGGCAUGAAAAAGUUAUUAACCUUUUGAAUGAAACCUUUGACCUUAUUAUAGGAGAAAUAUUUGGUUCUGAUUGCUUAAACUACAUAGCUUACAAGCUGAAAGCUCCCUUCAUCAGUUGGGUUGUCAGCACAUCUUCCCCUUGGUCGUCUUAUCGCACUGGUCUUCCGGACAACCCUUCUUAUAUACCAAAUUACUUUGUAGACUACGGUGAUGAAAUGAAUCUUUUUCAAAGAGCUAUCAGUACUGUCUCCUUGUUUACUAUGAAAGUGCUCUACUAUUAUUACUCGGAACUUCCCAGUCAGAGACUGGCUGAAGAAGUGUUCAAUGAGAAUUUACCAUCCUUGGACGAAGUGAAUCGACAAACAUCUUUGGUAUUAGUGAACAGCCACUUUGUAUUUUCACAAAGCCGACCGUUUCCACCUAAUGUGGUUGAAGUUGGAGGAAUACAUAUACGAGAUAUCCGGCCUUUACCGAAGGACGUAAAGGAGUUUCUGGACGGCGCCAAAGAUGGCGUGGUUCUAGUCAGUUUCGGUUCGCUCGUGAGGAUGGCUGCGCUGCCUCCUAGGGUCAUUCGCAUGUUUCUGGACGUGUUCUCUACUCUGCCACAGAGAUUUAUUCUCAAGUACGAAGACGAACUGCCGAGCACGCCGCCUAACGUCAUGAUUAAGAAAUGGGUCCCACAACUAGAUAUCACUGCCCAUCCCAAUGUUCGAGCAAUCAUCGCACACGGUGGGCUAGCCAGCACCACAGAAGCCGUGCACUUCGCCAAACCACUAGUACUCAUCCCAUUCUAUACUGAUCAGUAUCAGAACGCUAAUAAUAUAAUACGUCGUGGCGGUGGUAUCCUGCUAGACAUCUCUAAUCUGUCACAAAGAGACAUAUCUCAGGCUCUAACGACGGUGCUCAAUGAUGCCAGUUACACAAUGAACAUGAGACGACUGUCGCAAAAAUUCCGGGACCGACCGAUGACGCCGCUGCAGACAGCAGUGUACUGGACAGAGUACGUCAUCAGACACCAGGGGGCGCCACACUUGCGACCGGCAUCUGUCAAUCUUCCGUUAUACCAAUACUUGCUGCUUGACGUUAUCGCUAUUCUGACCAUAUCGUUAGCUGCAGUAUUUUGCAUAGUAUAUUAUAUUAUGAACUUGAUUUCUAAUUUCAACUGGAUCAUUUACAAACACAAAAUUUUUAAAAGUAAAAUUAAUUAAUUUGUAAUUGUAGCAUUUAGGCUACUGGUAGAUUUGUACCAAUAGCCCAUAGAUGGAUGGUUGGCCAAUUUAGAGUUCUCACAAUCUAGCAGAUGUCUAUUGACGGUUUAAUCUCCAUCAAGGCAUUUUAGGCAUUGAACUGAGAUAAAUCACGUAAAACACGAAUGGAGCCACUUAAAUAACGUUUGCGAAACUUUAUGAAAUUAUAAAUGUGAAUGAACUUCACCUCACUAUUUGUACAAAUCUUCUUUAAUUAAUAAUGAGAACAAUGUCCCUGCAAAACUAAAUCAUCCUUGGUUUAGUAGGUCAUAUGUGAAUUCUACUGGAACCGUUCUCUGAGAUCGGAGAGAAGAGACACUUUAUUUAGUAAGCAUUUUUGAGUUUAUAUAAAUAUCUGUGCAAAACUUCAUGUACAUGAACAAUAGUUUAUGUUCAAAAAUAAUGAUGAUGAGAUGGAACCUGUAGGUUAAAAAGGUGAUACGUUGUUUUAUUACGUGUCUAAUAUGACUAAAAUUAAUAAUGUUUCAAGAAAUGAAAUAAAACAGUUAAUCAGUAUAUAAGGAAUCUAUACACGUUAGUAGAAUAUUUUCAUGUAUAUUUCAUAGAAAUGAUUUCAAGCUAUUAAACAUUAAUUACCUAGCAACUACUAAUGUUUGAUGAAAAAUAACUUAACUGUUAAUGGUCCAUAGUGAGUUAGAAAUGGUUCAAAACGGGAAUUUCAUUACCUACAAUAGGGUUUAAAUUCUUAAUUGUUUUUGAAUAAUAGUUCCAAAUAAAAGAAUAAAAAUUCUUAGUUAGUCAAAAGACCAUUCAAAAAUGUAUUUAGAAAUGAAGUAUCGUUAUAUAUAUAUAUAUAUAUAUAUAUAUAUAUAUAUAUUUACUGUUUUAAUUU